GCGCUGCCGCUCUGACGUAGUUUGGGAAGAAGCAAUCCGUGGAGGUUGUUACUUUGCGAGUCUUUCAAGUCUUCAGUCGAGCGUGCAAGUUCGGCGUCACCUGUUUGUUGUUGCUUCUCGCCUGUCACGUCAAUUGUUGAAAGGAAACAGCCGGUAUUACUGCGCGUCUCCAACAAGUUCAAACACAAAGAUCCAAAGACGGUUUUCAAGCUUCCAAGAGGAUCUGCUGGUCAAGCAUUCUCGUCAAGACCACUUCAUUCACAGUCGGGAGCAGUUUUCUCGGUGCUCAGAGGUCCAUUGGUCACUCGAGGUCACAGUCCAUUCGUCUGGCCCUCACCCUCCGCCUUCCCCGAUACCUCCUGCACAAGUCAAAGAAAAACAAACGACGCCCAAGCUGUUCACUCCAAGCAAGCUCAGUUUCAAUUCCUCCCCAUCAGGAGGCAACGCUAUGAACGUGCCCGACGUGCCUACUUUUAAGCCCGGCGCCUUCCCUCCCAGUGCCUUCAACUAUGCGCGGCCCAGACACUUUAUUCAGUCGCAGUCAGCCUUCCAGGCACCCAGCUACGAAAGUGUGAUCAGGGAGGCACAGGAGAACCAGAAUAAUUCCCAGGAAAACCUGACGUGUUCCAAGCAUAGUUCGAGUGUCACUGAAAUUCAAAAUCAAACUAAAAGGAUGUCUUCACAAAGCCAGUCAAUGUCAAAGGCCUUGUCUCAAUCUCAGUCCCAGAUUCAGUCACUGAGCCUGACUCAGAAUAAGAUGCAGGCGAAUGGUCAAGGCAAGUCAUCCCCAUCUUCAUCCAGUCUGAGCUCCCCUCUUUCCACUUCCUCUGCGGCUCCUCAUCACUCCUUUGUUGCCCCUUCUUCCACGUUGCCAUCGUCCACUUCCUCACGCGUGACCAUGCGCUCGACCAUCACCCUCACCCCGAGCAUCCCAAGCGCUAGUGGUCUUGGCAGCGCCACUCUGCCAGCCAAUCAGAACACCAUGUCUGCUUCCGCCGCCUACCUCUGUUCUGUGUUGCCCUCCCAGUCCUCUUUCUCCCCUUACCCAAAACGGUCUCCCAGCUCCACCGUCUCUUCCUCUGCCUCCCCAUCCUGCUCACCACUAGCCCCUCCAAGCCCUCACCCCCCCAUAAAAGAAGCUUCUCCUUCCUCCAUCUCUCAGCAGCCUCGCCCGUUGUCCCCUCCCUUCCCUCGCUCCAGCCUCUCUCCCACCUCGCUGCCUCAGCCCAACACACCUAACAGUCAAAACAGAGAGCCGCCAGCCGUGGUCUCCUUGCCCGCCAAAGACAAGGGGACGCCGAACACUCUUCCGAAGCCUCAAAUUGUCAAGAAAGCUGUCGCUUCUCGGCCGCCAUCCUCUCGCUCCACAGAUGAAGAGAUCCAAGGUUCUAAAGAUGCUCUCAUCCAGGAUCUGGAAAAGAAGCUACGUUCAAAAGAACCAAGGAGAAAAAACAGCCAGAAACUUUCUUAUGAGGAGCGCAUGGCUCGACGACUGCUGGGUCCAGACAACGCCAACUAUGUGUUUGACCAAGACAGUCUUUCAGACUCACAACUUGACCAGCCAGAUUCACUAGAAGGAAGACACACUGGUGGGCUAUGGGGGAAGCACCACAGUGGGACAGAUGAGCGGGGGAACGAGGAAUCCUCUAUCCAGGAGAAAUGUUACGCCCCUCGCUUCAUGCAGAUCCCACAAGACCUCACUGUGGAGGAGGGCCGCUUCUGUAGAAUUGACUUCAAGGUUGGAGGACUCCCGACACCAGAUGUCUGCUGGUACUUGGACGGUAAAGCAUUACGUCCGGACGACUACCACAAGAUGCUGGUGUGCGAGAAAGGGAUGCACUCAUUCAUCAUCGAGAUUGUCACCGUGCACCAUGCCGGCGUGUACGAGUGUGUGGCCAGGAACCGUGCAGGAGAAUGCAAAUUUACCUUGAGGCUUGAUGUCAUAGCCCAAGAGGCUCUUCGCCCCCCCUCCUUCGUUCAAAAGAUGUCAAACUUCAGAGCUCUGGAAGGUGACACUGUCAGGUUAGAAUGCAAGGUGGACGCCUCGCCUCCUCCUCAACUCUUCUGGAAGAAAGACAAAGAAAUGCUACGCAUCGAUCCAACCAGGAUGAGCCUGUACCAAGAUGGCUCGGGCAGGCAGUGCUUGUUGAUAGAGAGGGUGACCAUGUCCGAUGCGGGGUGGUACACGCUCUCUGCUAUCAAUGAGGCUGGCCUGUCGACAUGCAACGCCAGGCUGGAUAUCAGCUGCCGAGCAGUCCCACCCAUGAAGACUGCGCCCCCUGGCUCUAAGGCAUUGAACCUGCUGUCAUCUCUGAGUCAUGUACCCGCUGUGACAGCAGAGCCCCCCGUACAGCACACUGCCCCCCUCUAUGAAAGCGAGGAACUGUAGAGCCUUGCAAAAUACACGCACACCCACACCUCAGAACCGUUGAAGCGAUGAUGCGGUAUUUUAGAAUUUUUGUGUUACUGGCAUAAGAUGAAGUUUCGCUAUCGCAUGUGUUCAGAAGUUAAUCUUGGAGUCUUGAUGUUGUCUGUGACUGCAUUUACUGUUUCAGGCUAAAGGGCUAAUGUUGGAAUGAAUGUGUAAGCCUCGCUAGCCAUCAUGGCGUCUCAGCAAAAUGGUACGUUGAGGUCACUUACUGUAAGUGUAUUAAUAGUUGUGUUGUGACAGUUGGUUCAGGUGCCUCUUGUGUCCUAACGCGCAGUUUACAUGGAAACAUUUCAUCAUAAAUCAGCAUCAUGAAGCUCAUUUUCCAUAGAUUAGCUUGAUUAAGAAACGUAAGAUUUGACCUCAGCCAGUUGUCAACCUUCAAGACACAGUCUAUCUAAAAUUUGAACAUUGUAGACACUACAGAAGCUACCCACAAUCCAGCAUCUGUGGACUACAGAACCGCACUUUAAGUCCUCCCACGAGUCUCCUCUCCCCCAAUAUGUCAAGUCACUGGAAAUUGAACUAUUUAUUGCAUUUCGCAACCCUCUGUCACAACAUUCAGCAUACAGUAUUGUUUGAUUUUAAAGUUGAUUGCUAAUAUGGCUUGUAUGUGAAUUAUAUUUAUUUUAAGAUUUUAAUUACCGGUAUCUGUGUUGCUUCUCUUGCCUGAUUUGAAUCCGGUAUGUUUUGUAGUUAAACUGUAUCAUCAGUGUUUCUCCACACAUGAAAGCAAAUCUUAGCGUGUGGUUUACCCGAGCGCCAAAAUGAAGACUCUUGACAAAAUGUUCAGGUGCAGGAAGGAGUGUUUUCUCUUGAAACACUAUUUGUGGUGUCGGUUGUUCAGCAUAGCAAUGUAUGAAUGCGGAAUAAAGUCACUAUCAACAUUG
Messenger RNA from Hippocampus zosterae (dwarf seahorse), 3318 nucleotides. RefSeq names its product myotilin (gene myot). The record is from RefSeq and is a predicted model, not a curated record. Gene Ontology annotation, cellular component: axon; plasma membrane. The coding region runs from base 449 to 2389 and encodes 646 amino acids. Gene Ontology annotation, biological process: homophilic cell-cell adhesion; dendrite self-avoidance; axon guidance. The transcript is spliced from 11 exons. Lineage: Eukaryota; Metazoa; Chordata; Actinopteri; Syngnathiformes; Syngnathidae. Gene Ontology annotation, molecular function: cell-cell adhesion mediator activity.